Molecule: messenger RNA, 1308 nt
Organism: Penicillium manginii
Lineage: Eukaryota; Fungi; Ascomycota; Eurotiomycetes; Eurotiales; Aspergillaceae
Product: FAD-dependent oxidoreductase
Exons: 4
Coding region: 1-1308 (435 amino acids)
Molecular function (GO): FAD binding; monooxygenase activity
Source: RefSeq, a predicted model, not a curated record
AUGAAGAUCGUCAUUAUCGGCGCGGGCAUCUCCGGAUGCGCAAUGUAUCUGGAACUGCAGAAACACCUCCCCAAGCCCUCGGGAGCAGAAAGCCAUGAAAUCGUGAUCUACGAAGCAUACAACACAGAAGCAGAUACAACAGCAGAUCAACGCCCAGAGGGACCCACACAUUCAGCCACCCUCCUAGUGGGAGGCGGCUUGGGCAUUGCGGCGAAUGGCCUGCGCAUCCUCCAACGACUGGAUGAUAGUCUUCUCCAGGACGUCGUGCGCGGAGGAUACGCCGUUUCUUCAUCUAACAUGAAGAGCAAAAAUGGGUCGCUUCUCAUGAGCCUCAAGCCUAGUGUCUCUCCCACCGCUGAUUCUCCACCAAUGAAUAUGUGGUUGCCCGACCGGAUGGGAGAAAUCAGAUAUUCUUCGCGGACUCUAGUCCCCCCCGUCGAAGCAGAUCUUGUCAUCGGCGCAGAUGGUGUCCGAAGUACCGCAAAACGCGCGCUCUUCCCCGAUGCCACUGAAGAUCCUUAUCCACCUCACUAUGAGGGCCUCGUCGGCGUUGGAGGAUUCAUCCCCGCCUCCGAAGUAAAAGACGUCGUGGAAAAGGGAUCCGUGAACUUCAUUUUCGGCGGGAAUGGAUUUUUCGGCUACUUCUUCUCCAACAGCGCGGACGAUGCCCCAAAUCGCGACUCGCCAUACCACAUCUGUGAUCCCGGAGACUCGCUCGCAUGGUGGUCGACCUAUGAAAUCGAAGAAUGCCCCGACCACAAGAAUAUCGACAAGGCAGACGUAACAACGCAGCUCCAAAAGCGGCACGAGGGGUGGAAGGAUCCAGCGAUCCAGAAAAUCCUGGGCUCUCUCGAGGUCGAGAGAAUGUAUCCCACGUGGACCAGUGCUCCCAUCCCGACCUGGGAACGAGACGGCGUCAUUCUAGUUGGCGAUGCAGCUCACGCUUUGCCUCCGAGCUCGGGACAGGGCUCGUCACAGGCUCUUGAAGAUGUGGAGGCUCUCGCGCUUAUCCUGGCGCAUCACCUGCGCAACGAAGUCGAGACCUCGUCAGGGUCGUACAAGACGGUGUUUAAAGCUGCGGCAGGCCAGUAUAUGGAAAUUCGUCAGCCGCAUGUGAGCAAAAUCCUGCAGGCUGCGCAAGAAAAUCAAAAUAAGAAACGGGAGAUGGGCGUUUUCCAGGAAUACAUGAUGUAUGGGUUUUUGAAACUCGUGGGGUUCUUUCCCAGUCUGAUGACGACGAGGUUACGAUCGGUGGUGGAAUACAAUGUGGUAGAUCAUGUCGCUGAGAUAUUAGCGAAGGGAGACUGA